AUUCACAGAACAUAUAUACCUGCUUAUGAGAAUGCCGAUGUAGCAUUAGAAUCAAGAACAUGGCUGCAUCAUCAUCAGGAAGAGAACUGGAAGAGAGCAAUCUCACUUUGUUUCCAAGGCCUCCAGGUGAUGAUCCUACCCAGACAUCAAGGUUCUCGAUUACUGGCUGGUUCCGCAAGGGAAAAGAUUCCCAAGGUUCCAAGUCCAGUGACAAAAACCCUGGUAGCCGACCAAAGGAUCUACCAAUCAGGAAGUCCAUACUAGAACAUAAACAAGAAGAAGAAGAUCUAGAGGCUGAGAGAGAAGUUCCAACAAACACUGAAAGGAGAUCGUCUGAUGGUAGAUUGAAACCCGAAGGUCAAUUAAGAGGUUUACUUCCUCGAAGCCUGUCUCCUUUGGUCGGUGGUGGGUCAAAGAAGGAUCUGGACCAGUCUUUGUCCAAGUCCAGAGGAUAUGAGUCCAGUGUGUCAGCACCGGUUGUCAAUUACACUCGGAGCUUGACCACUGUCCUUAAGCACCUUAGUAGUUUGAUUGAGAGGAAAGGACAGGAUCCUACAACCUAUUCAGACAGCAGUCUGCGACAGUAUUGGAUGCCAGACAGUCAGUGUAAAGAGUGCUAUGACUGCGGGGAAAAGUUCACUACGUUUAGACGGCGCCACCAUUGUCGGGUGUGCGGACAGAUCUUCUGCAGCCGAUGCUGCAAUCAGGAAGUUUCGGGCAAAUUCAUAGGAUUCAUUGGAAACCUUCGGGUCUGUACCUAUUGUUGUAAGGUUGUGCUCAGCUAUGCUCAGUCGGCUUACACCGGUGACCUCAAAGCAUUACAGGAGGACCUGAUGACCGUUGCCGAGGCAAACACACCAAGUUCGGAGGAUGCUGUGCUGACACCAAGAAAGAAGUUCUUAGGAUUCAUGGAUGAAGAUAUGAGAAGAACAAGUCGAGCAAUGAGUGUUGGGAGUGUGGACGCUCCAUCAUCCUCUAAUCUCUUUGAAGUCUUUCCUGGACUUACCAAUUCAACUGAUUCACAAGUAUCCAUUGUUGAAAAUCAAAAGCUUUUGAAUUCGGCACAACUUCGAGAUCUCUGGGUCCUGAUAAAGAAUCCUAACAAUGGAAUAAUGUUUCAGAAUCAUCGUUACCGUCUACGGACCUAUCCUGAUUGCAUCAUCGGUAGCGAGCUUGUUGAUUGGCUCAUUCAAAACGACAAAGCUGCCCAAAGAGUACAAGCUGUGGCCAUUGGUAAAGCCUUGCUAGACGCUAAAUGGAUCAAGUGUGUCACGUCAUCCUACCAGGAAGGUUUCGUUGAUGGAUACGCCCUCUAUUGUCAAGGAGAGUUAGCGGAGAGUCAGGACUUACUCGCCCCCCAGGGCAAUGAGUCGGAGAAUCCCGUGUUUGGAGAGUUCAUGGAACCUGUAUGGUUCAGAGAUAUUCAUCAAGAUGAUGACAUCAACUCAGAGGACGAUCUGUUAGACCGCAAAUCAAUGAAUGAAGCAGUCGUCGUCAGCCUUCCCGAUUCGUCGCCUUCGAUAGACCUUCCAACGGAGGAGCAGGACGGGAGCGUUCAGUCUCGCCAAAAAUACAAUUCUUCCCCCAUACCGACCUUCAAAUUGGAGUUAGAUACAGGUACUCAUGAUGGUGGACAGAAGGAAGGUUUGGCCAAUGGUCAUUGGGAAGUGACCAAUCAAGAGAUGUCCGUUCCUCACACCACAGAUUCCCUUACAGGUAAGUGUUUUAUACAAAAUAUACGUGUACUUGUACUGUGGAUGUGUUUUUCAGUAAAUUGAAGUAUUGUGUCAAAGUGGCUGUUGACUAUGUGGUGUUGUCGAUGUUGAUGAUGGUGAUGAUGAUGAUGAUGAUGAUGGUGAUGAUGAUGAUGAUGAUGAUGAACACAAGAUAACGAUGAUGAUGAUUAUUUUGAUGAUUAGGAUGUUAGUGAUGAUGAUGAUGAUGAUGAGGGUGAUGAUGAUUAUGAUGACGAGGGUGGUGAUGAUGAACUCAAGAUAAUGAUGAUGAAGAUUUUGAUGAUUAGGAUGUUAGUGAUGAUGAUGACGAGGGUGAUGAAAAGAAUGAUGAAGAUUAUGAUGCUGCUGAUGAUAAUUAUUAUUGGGAUGAUGAUGAUGGUUUUUAAAAUAAUGGAGAUGAGGAUGAUGAUGGUGAUAAUUAUGGUGAAAGUUUUAGCAUUCUUGACAUAAUAUCUGUUUUCAUCAUUACAGCAGCAAACACACAGAUAAUAUUAUUGUAAUUAAGUAGGAAACAUACUAUCCUUUUGUUAUUGCAAUGGAUCAUUUCAAUCCUGAAAUAUACUGUUUCAUAUUUCAUGAAAAAUACAUCAACCUAAAAUUCAUUCAGACGGGUAAACUGAUAUUUGCUUUUUAAAAGCAUGUAGAGGCGAUUUGCUUAGCUGCAGUAAUUCAAUUUACAUGACUGUAUUUCCUUGUUAGAGCCACCCAUCCAAAUGUUUACCUAAAGGUCAUAUUAGGAUGGCUAGGUAGUGGGAAAGCACCUUGUGAUUAAGCCUCUAGAAGCAAUUCCCAUUUGAUUGAAUGUCCCUAUCAUUGAAGUUAAUAGAUAACUCAGUUUAACAAGGGGCGACACUAAUGACGAGAUGUCAGGGUUUAUAAUGACAGCGUAAGAUCCCAUUCUCAUCAGCUUUCUUGAACUGGUUUCCCUUAAACCAGUUUAGAAAUCUAGUUUAGAAGAUCGCUUCCUUGCAUUCUCAUCACCAUCUCCGAAACUGGUUUCUAGAACCACUUUGUGUGAAUUGGUCUUGUUGCAAUGGGAACAGUCUCAGUUGGGUUAUUCAGUACAUGUAUAUGUUUUGUGUGAAAUUUCAAACUGCAGCAUAGGCAUCCUACAUAUACCGUAGUGUGUACUGCACCCAACAUGCACACAAAGUUUGUAUGAAUGUGUCCUUAUCUACGCGUCAACUAGUUUAAACGUCAAAUCCCCCUCAAAUGUAGAUUCUAAUCAAAAGAGAAAAAUCAGACAAGCAUAAUGCUAAAAGUUUUAUCAAAAUUGGAUGCAAAUUAAGAAAGUUAUGACAUUUUAAAGUUUCGCUUAAUUUUCACAAAAAAGUUAUGUGUACAAUUUAGUCACAUGCAAAUGACAGACUCGAUGAUGUCCCUCACUCACUAUUUCUUUUGUUUUUUAUUGUUUGCAUUAGACAUUAUUUCAAUUUUUUCAGAUUUGACAACAAGGACCAACUUGACUGAACCAUAAAAUGUUAAACAAUGGUAAUUCCACAUGUUUAGGGAGAAAUAAAACUUUGUUUCACAUGAAAAUGUGGUGAAAAUGAAAAUUUUUCAUAUUUCAUAUGAUAUUAUACAAAAGAAAUAGUGAGUGAGUGAUCUCAUCAGUUCCCUCAUUUGCAUACCGACCAGGAUGUGAAUAUAACUGUUUUGUGAAAUUAAGCGAAACUUUAAAAUGUCAUAUCUUUCUUAUUUCACAUCCGAUUUGAUGAAGUUUUCAGUGUUAUGCUUGUUCGAUUUUUUUUCUUUUUAUUCAAAUCAACUUUUUGUUGGGGGUGGACUUGGCCUUUAACAAGGCCAAAGCAGUCUUGAAAACCACAUUGCGACAUUUGUAAGACUCCUUAAGAUUGCACCCAAGACCACAUCAAGCGUUCCCAUUGCACGUUUAACUGGUUUCCACUAAACUAGUAGACCUCCCAUCCAAAGCUUAUUUUAUUAUAUUUUAUUUCCUGUUCUCUUUCUCCCCCUCUAAAUCUUUCUAUCGAUCUAUCUUCUUUCCCUUGUUCUUUAUAUUUUUAUCUCUCACUCUCUUUCUCUCUCUGCCCCCUCUCUCUCUAUCUUCUUUGUAUGAUUUGAUUCUUCCCCUCCUGUCCGUCUAUUCUGCCUAUCCCUUUCUCUUACAGUCAUUGUCUUCACCACUUCACAAUUCUACAUGAAUUUUACUACUUAGUAAAAAAAGAUUUAAAGAUAAUUUAACUGACAACUAUUUUAUUUAACUAUGUCAUGUGGGGGCCUCCUGUCCCCACCCAAUCUAACAU
Lytechinus pictus (painted urchin) is the source of this 4000-nucleotide messenger RNA. Its product is annotated as 1-phosphatidylinositol 3-phosphate 5-kinase-like. The record is from RefSeq and is a predicted model, not a curated record. Lineage: Eukaryota; Metazoa; Echinodermata; Echinoidea; Temnopleuroida; Toxopneustidae. The transcript has 11 exons. Gene Ontology annotation, biological process: intracellular signal transduction; melanosome organization; regulation of reactive oxygen species biosynthetic process. Gene Ontology annotation, cellular component: vesicle membrane; cytoplasmic vesicle. Gene Ontology annotation, molecular function: metal ion binding; 1-phosphatidylinositol-3-phosphate 5-kinase activity; 1-phosphatidylinositol-5-kinase activity. Bases 60 to 1778 code for a protein of 572 amino acids.